AUUCAAAAUGAAAUUAGUCAGCCAUUCGAUUUAUUUCAGUAGUAAUAGGUGUAACUUAAAGGUAAAUACUUAGAAGUAAAUAAAAAAUUAUCAGUGAAGACCAUUCGGAAAAACCACCUAAAUUAAAAAGAUAUUGAAAAAAUAACUGCCAUGGAAGUUGGUGUCACCCUAAACAACGAACUUGAGGCUCAGAUUUCGGAGGCCUUUUGCAUCUUUGACACGCAUGGCGAUAAGUACAUUGAUACCCGCAAUGUGGGCAACGUCCUGAGGUUUCUUGGCUGCGUACCCACUGAGAAAGAGGUCGAGGAGGUGAUCAAGGCCACCGAGUCCACGGAUUACCCAGGGGAGACCCACAUCCUCAAGUUCAUAGCCCAUGUCUCCCAACUGCUCAUGGACCGCCAAAUGGAGCCAGCGUCGGCUGAAAAACUUCUGGAGGCCUUCGAGACCCUGGAUCCGGAGAACAAAAAGUAUCUGACCAAGGAGUACUUUGGGAAACUGAUGGCGGAGGAAGGCGAACCCUUUAGCCAAGAGGAACUCGAUGCUAUGUGGCCGGUGGCCAUUGAUCCUAUCACUGGAAAUAUUCCCUUUACCUUCUACAUCAAUCAACUCAGGCAUAAACCAAAAAUCUACGAAAUCGCCGAGGUCAUUAAAGAGGAAUUGGCCCAAGCCGAGAGGGAGAAGGGCAAGAAGCCCCAACCAACUAUGUUUUAGCUGCGGACCCAAAAAUAUUAUGUUUAGAUGUACAAAAUCGUGCGCAAUGAGAAAAGAUUUAACAAAUUUUACAUAUGCAAAUAAAUUUAUAAUUUAAGAUAUA
Molecule: messenger RNA, 814 nt
Organism: Drosophila biarmipes
Lineage: Eukaryota; Metazoa; Arthropoda; Insecta; Diptera; Drosophilidae
Product: dynein regulatory complex protein 8
Exons: 4
Coding region: 151-711 (186 amino acids)
Molecular function (GO): calcium ion binding
Source: RefSeq, a predicted model, not a curated record